This is a messenger RNA of Monascus purpureus, 642 nucleotides long. The record is from the annotation of a GenBank genome assembly. NCBI's taxonomy places the organism in Eukaryota, Fungi, Ascomycota, Eurotiomycetes, Eurotiales, Aspergillaceae.
AUGUCAGAGGGAGUUAUGGCAGUACAGAAGCUUGAAACUAUAGUGAGGAACACGAAAACUCAACAACUGACAGGCCUACUUCAAGAUGCAUGCCGUUUUAUUCUUUCUCACAAGCAGGCCAUUGAGAUUGCCCCCUUACACGUCUAUGCAUCAGCACUCAUAUUCAGUCCCAUCCAAAGCCUUGUCAGAGAGUUCUUUAAGGAAGAAAAGCCAGAUUGGAUUACAUUAGAGCCAAGCAUGGAAUCAGACUGGGAUGCUUGCUUGCAGACACUCGAGGGCCGUAGUUUUCUUGUGACUUCAGUUGUGUUCUCAAAGGAUGGCCAGCAGCUUGCAUCUAGUUCAUGGGAUAAGACAAUCAAGAUAUGGGAUGCAGCAACAGGUGCGUGCCUGCAGACACUCAAGGUCGGGAGAAUAUCAUAUCAUCUUUCGUUUGAUUCGAUGACUAACACUCGGCUCUCUACUGACAUUGGAUUAUUGAAUCUGGAUCGAUUUCCCACCAUUGAUAAUCGGUUGACUGAGACUGCUUCACGAUGUGUUAACCACUCUGGCUAUGGUAUAAGUACUGAUGGGAUGUGGAUUGUGAAAGAUGGUCAGAAUAUGCUUUGGCUACCGCAGAAUAUCGACCGUACUCUUCGGCCGUAG